This is a messenger RNA of Malania oleifera, 3107 nucleotides long. RefSeq names its product protein phosphatase 2C 50. The coding region runs from base 1158 to 2855 and encodes 565 amino acids. NCBI's taxonomy places the organism in Eukaryota, Viridiplantae, Streptophyta, Magnoliopsida, Santalales, Ximeniaceae. The record is from RefSeq and is a predicted model, not a curated record. The transcript is spliced from 5 exons. Gene Ontology annotation, biological process: protein dephosphorylation. Gene Ontology annotation, molecular function: protein serine/threonine phosphatase activity; cation binding.
GGCAACCAGCGACGGCAUGGACAAGUGUCCACUUACAAAGUUGUGUCCCAUGAGAAAUCCAUGAAAACAUGGGUACACGGAAGCCCUUCUCAUGCCUUUCCAUCAAAGGGAAGACCUUUUGCCGUUUUGCUUCGGUGCUGCCUCCCUGAGUUUUGGCUAAAGGCGAAAGUGCAUUGAUUGUUGUGAGAUAAUUACAGGCACACGUGUCGCAACAAGGAGUCCUACCAAAAGCAUUUCCACACAAUAACACCACCUCUCUCUCUCUCUCUCUCUCUCUCUCUCUCUCUCUUUUGUUUCAAGCCCAGAAAAAAAAAAAUCUAGGAAAGGGCCUUCACUGAGCAUAUGUGCAGGAAGAACUUCAGCUCCAAGCUUCAAGAGAGCCACACCCAAUAACCCAAAUGGCUCUUCACUUCUUUCGCUGUAUUUUUUUGUAGUUUUUGUGAAAUUAUUGGGUAGUUGGAAGGCGUUUAUUGGAAGAAGAAGAAAGCUGAAGACGACCCAUAUCUCAAGAGGCUGUGAUGGGUUGCCUCAGAUCCAGGGAACCCAGGUUUUGCGUUGGAAAGGAUUCACCUUUUUUAGGGUUUCCUUGUGAUUCAUGGGGUAAUUUUCCUUUCUAGGUUUUUUUCCAUGGCCCCUUUUGUCUCCUAGGACUAGUUAAGAUAGAGUUUUGAUUUUAUCCUAUUUCAUUUGCGUUGAUGUAUUUAAAGGUUGGUGGUGGAGGAUAUGAUUUAGGUAAGUCUAUGGUUGGUUACUGCCCAGCUGUGAAGAAUUUGCCACAUUCUAGAUUUCGGAGGAACUUGAAUUUUCCUUGCAGGCUUUGAAUUCUAUAAAUUGAACCCUAGAUCCGUUGUUCCCUACUGACCCUACCAGAUCUAAUUGACUUAUCUUGACUUAGGUUAUUUUGCUCUUCAGACGCCCUUUAGUUCUUUCCAGUGGGGUACUUUUGUUCUUGGGAGAGGCGGUGCUGUGCUUUUCUGUUUGUUUGCAGUUUCCAUUGCUGUGAAAUAUUGGUGAAUCAUUUAGUGUUUGGGGCUAUAGGAGGAGGGGUGUUGCUGAAGCCUGCAGGCACAAAGGAGAUGAAAGUGCACAAAAGUGGUGGAUUAUGCAGGUGUGGGGAGUUUGAGAGGUAAAGGUUAAGAGUUCAGAGAGAGGGUUUGAUGGAAGAGAUGUCUUCGGCAGUUGCAGUGACACUUAGUUUAGGUAAUUCUGUCUGUGAAAGCUCUGGAAUUCCAACCCAGGUGGAAAUCACACGCCUGAAGCUGGUUACGGACACGGCGAGCUUGUUAUUGGACCCUGCAACUGUACUGCCAGCAGAUCCUGUUUCUGGUGGGAGUGGAAAAGGCUGUAAUCUGGAGAGUGGACACGAUACAGUGAUCGUGCCGGUGGCUGACAAUGGUGGUGGGAGUGGCGAAGGAGGUGAUUUGUUGGAGGUGGUAGCUAAAAAUGGAAGUGGUUCGAUUGCUGGUGAUGCUAUGAUCCAAGAAUGUGGGGAAGAUGAAAUUUUAUCAACUGUAGAUGAUACUAUCGGAAUUGUUUUAUCAACUGUGGAUGAUACUAAUGGAAUUAUUUCAGAGGACUUGCUAGCUUUGGAUAAAAGUUCUGGGUCUGAACUAACCUUGCCAGUCCCUGUGGAAGUUCAGACCACCCAAAAUGGUCAAGUUGUUACUGCAGCUAUUAAUUUGGGCAAACCUAGUACUGAGCUGGAGUCUAGUGGUUCUCUCCUUGCUGCAGCAGUGAGCCCACAACUGGAGAUUUCUGAUGGGUCUGAUGUAAGGGCAUCUGCAGUGGUUUUCCAGCUACCUAAUGAGAAGAAUCUUGGUGGAGGAGCCAGACGAAGUGUUUUUGAACUGGAUUGUGUACCCCUUUGGGGAUCCAUUUGUAUUCGUGGAAGAAGACCAGAGAUGGAGGAUGCUGUUGCAGCUGUACCUUGGUCUGUAAAAAUUCCUAUCAAAAUGCUUAUCAGCCAUCAUGGAACUGACAGAAUUAGCCAAAGAUUGAGUCACCUACCCAGUCAUUUUUUUGGAGUUUAUGAUGGCCAUGGAGGCUCGCAGGUUGCGAACUAUUGUUGUGAUCGAAUCCAUCUAGCCUUGGUGGAGGAGAUGGAAGUUAUCAAAGAUGAUUUGGGUGAUGAAUCCACAGGAGGCAAUUGCCAGGUUCAAUGGGAGACGGUCUUCACUAGUUGCUUUGUGAAGGUUGACGAUGAGGUUGGAGGAAAAAUCAAUAGGGACAUCACAAUGGAUGCCUCUGAUGUUAGCUGUGAACCUGUUGCCCCUGAAACUGUUGGAUCUACGGCAGUGGUUGCCUUAAUCUGUUCAUCUCAUUUGAUAGUUGCAAAUUGUGGGGAUUCAAGAGCAGUCCUUUGCCGUGGUAGAGAAGCUGUGGCAUUGUCAGUUGAUCACAAACCAAACAGAGAGGAUGAAUAUGCGAGGAUCGAAGCAUCUGGUGGCAAGGUCAUACAGUGGAAUGGGCACCGUGUUUUUGGUGUUCUUGCAAUGUCAAGGUCCAUUGGUGACAGGUAUUUGAAACCAUGGAUUAUUCCCAAACCAGAAGUUAUGCUUAUUCCUCGAGCCAGAGAAGAUGAAUGUCUUAUUCUAGCCAGUGACGGGCUUUGGGACGUAAUGACAAACGAAGAAGUGUGCGAAAUAGCACGAAGGCGGAUUCUGCUCUGGUACAAAAAGAAUGGCACACUUGCCCCUCUUGCAGAAAGAGGCAAAGGAGUUGAUCCUGCAGCUCAAGCAGCAGCGGAGUACCUUUCAGUUCUUGCUCUCCAAAAAGGAAGCAAGGAUAAUAUUUCAGUGGUUGUGGUGGACUUGAAAGCUCAAAGGAAGUUCAAGAACAAAAAGGCUGAUAUGUAAGCCCAUUCAUAUUGUCCCAAUCUAUUGUUGUUAACUAUGUAAAACUGCAUCUCCUAUUCUCAUUAUCACCUAAAUCGGUCCAUUCAUUUUUUACAUGGGCUUAUAGAGUGCGUGAGAAAUGGUUUACCUUGUACCAUGGAACGGGAUAUCAAUAUCCCAGCCCUGUUCAUGCACCAUUCCAUGUCGUAGAUAUGAGAAAAGGUGCUCCUAAUGAUUGGUAGAUAAGAGUUCUAAGAAUCUCCCUAUGCUCAA